AUGGCAGUUUCGAUUUCCUCCGUGUCAAUUGUCGUACUGCUUCUGGCCUUUGUCUACAAGGCUAUCAUAUACCCGGCAUUCGUAUCCCCUCUUGCCAAGAUCCCCAAUGCGCAUUGGAGUGCUCCCAUAUCGCCGGCGUGGAUACUCUGGAGGAGGUUCCGCAUGACGAAUAACCGGACCAUCCAAGCUGCACAUGCGCGGCUGGGACCGAUUGUCCGUCUGGGCCCGUCAGAGAUCUCUGUGAACUGCGUGGAGGGUGGCAUCAAGUCGGUUUAUACCGGGGGGUUCGAGAAGCACGAAUGGUAUCCGCGGGUCUUUGGAUCUCUUGACACUGUGAGCAUGUUCACAAUGAUUGGCUCAAAGCCCCAUUCGAUCCGGAAGAGGAUGCUGUCCAAUGUAUACUCCAAGUCUACGCUGCAGUCAUCGCCACACCUGCAAAAGAUCUCUCAUGCGGUGGUCGUCGAACGCCUUCUGCCAAUCAUCCAAUCGGCCGCAUCGACCGAAAAGCCAAUCGACGUCCAUGAUCUCAAUAUGGGCCUGACGAUGGACUUUGUCUCGGCCUACCUCCUAGGUCUGGCCAACGGCACCAAUCACCUCCAAGACGAUGAAUAUCGAAAGCACUGGCUCCAUCUCUACUUCAGCCGCAAACCAUACGAAUUCUACCACCAAGAAGUGCCCAACCUCGCCCCCCGAUUGAAGCGCCUCGGCUGGCGCGUGAUCCCGAAACACUGCGACCAGGCGAACGAGGCCCUAGACGCCUGGGUCCUCAAUCUGUGCGACAAAGCCGCACGCUCACUCGACUCCACCGACCCCUCCAUCGAACCGGUGGUGUACAAGCAACUCAAACACGCACUCGACAAGCAAAGCGCUAAAGAGGGCAGCAAGCCCGCACCACUCCAACAAAAGAACGACAUCGCCUGCGAGAUCUACGACCAGCUAACCGCAGGAUUCGAAACGAGCGCCGUCGGCCUCACAUAUCUCUUCUGGGAACUCUCGCAACACCCGGAGAUCCAGACGCAGCUCCGCGCCGAACUGCGCACCCUGAAACCGCCGCUCACGUCCCCAGGUGCCGAGCUGCCCUCGCCCAAGGCCAUCGACAGCCUUCCGCUCCUCGAAGCUGUUGUGACCGAGACACUGCGCCUGCACGCCCCCAUCCCGGGCAUCCAGCCCCGCGUGACACCAGCCCCCUCGUGCACGCUUGCCGGGUACGAGAAUAUCCCGCCCAACACGCGCGUGAAUGCGCAGGCGUACUCUCUUCAUCGCAAUCCGGCGGUGUAUCCGGAGCCGGAGGCGUGGCGGCCAGAGCGCUGGUUGAAGAGCGAGAACUCGGUCGCCGAGCUUGAGGAGCGGCGGCGGUGGUUCUGGGCUUUUGGGAGCGGGGGCCGCAUUUUCUGCGCUGGGGGGCGAGGUCUGGAGUUCGGCAGUUUGCUAACGGCCGGUGUCAUGCUAGAAUCGAAACUGGUUGUCGCGGCAAUUUAUUCGAAUUUCGAGACUACGAUUGUGGAUGAUACGGACAUCGAAGCGAUCGAUGCUUACACGGUUCAUCCGAGGGGCCAGAGGCUGGUUUUGAAGUUCAAUGCGGUUGCUUGA
Messenger RNA from Penicillium chermesinum, 1590 nucleotides. RefSeq names its product cytochrome P450. The transcript is spliced from 3 exons. Bases 1 to 1590 code for a protein of 529 amino acids. The record is from RefSeq and is a predicted model, not a curated record. Gene Ontology annotation, molecular function: iron ion binding; heme binding; monooxygenase activity. NCBI's taxonomy places the organism in Eukaryota, Fungi, Ascomycota, Eurotiomycetes, Eurotiales, Aspergillaceae.